Molecule: messenger RNA, 4922 nt
Organism: Thermothielavioides terrestris NRRL 8126
Lineage: Eukaryota; Fungi; Ascomycota; Sordariomycetes; Sordariales; Chaetomiaceae
Exons: 5
Coding region: 246-4700 (1484 amino acids)
Biological process (GO): transmembrane transport
Cellular component (GO): membrane
Molecular function (GO): ATP hydrolysis activity; ATP binding; ABC-type transporter activity
Source: RefSeq, a predicted model, not a curated record
CCUCGCUCCACGGUACAUACCGGAACGAUGCCGAGGGACCUCGCAACACAGCGGUAUUCAGUCUCACCGAGGGUCCGAUGGGAUGUCGUCAGUGGCAAAUAUAAGCCGGUUUCGACGUCCACCAUGACCUCUAGUGUGGGCCUUGAAAGGAGCCGUAGUCUAGCUGUACAAGCUCGCGGGUCCUCAACCCUCCUCGCCCCUAACCACUCGCUAUGUCGGACGUGGACCAAAGCCCUUGCAACAAGAUGGCCGCCAGUGGCGCUACGAGCGCCUCGGGCUCAAGCGAGGACGGUGACAACGCGGAAACGCUCGGGGACCACUGCCAUUACCAGACACAAGGGACACAGCCGCUUCAUGAGAUCUUGGAGGACGGUGCCUCAACAGAGCUCCAUCGGCUUGCAACGGCCCUCUCACGGCAUCGCUCGCGCGCCUCCGCCGGACCAGAUGCGUUAGAUGCUUCAGAUACCGCCCUAGACCCUGAAUCCGCAGACUUCGACGUGACGAAAUGGGUGCGGCACUUCGUGGCCCAAAUCAAUGAGCAGGGCCACAAGACCAGCGAGCUUGGCGUCCUUUUUCGGAACUUGGACGUCUUUGGAUCCGGGUCCGCGCUGCAGCUCCAGGAAACCACGGGCUCUGUCCUGCUUGCUCCUCUUCGGAUCGGAGAGCUGUUCGCACAGAAAAAGCAGCGGAAACACAUCCUCCACGGGUUCAAUGGCCUCCUAAGGAGCGGCGAGCUUCUGGCAGUGCUCGGGCGGCCAGGUUCGGGAUGCAGCACGUUCUUGAAGUCCAUAUGCGGAGAAUUGAACGGUUUGACCCUCGGCACGGGAUCUACGAUCCACUACAAUGGCGCGUCGCAGGCUCAGAUGAAGAAAGAGUUCAAGGGGGAGGUGAUCUACAACCAGGAGGUCGACAAGCAUUUUCCCCAUCUCACCGUCGGGCAGACACUCGAGUUCGCCGCCGCGAUGCGCACGCCCUCCCAGCGGAUCGGCGGCAUGUCGCGGUCGGAGUACUGCCACUACAUCGCGCGGGUGGUCAUGGCCGUCUUCGGGCUCUCGCACACGCGCCACACCAAAGUCGGCAGCGACUACGUGCGCGGCGUGUCGGGCGGCGAGCGCAAGCGCGUCAGCAUCGCCGAGAUGAUGGUCGCCGGCUCGCCGAUCUGCGCCUGGGACAACAGCACGCGCGGCCUCGACUCGGCCAGCGCCCUGAAGUUCGUCCAGGCCCUCCGGCUGUCGUCCGACCUCGGCCACCACGCCCACGCCGUCGCCAUGUACCAGGCCGGCCAGGCCAUCUACGACGUCUUCGACAAGGCCACCGUGCUGUACGAAGGCAGGCAGAUCUACUUCGGCCCCGCCCACGCCGCCAAGGCCUUCUUCGAGCGCCAGGGCUGGUACUGCCCGCCGCGGCAGACCACGGGCGACUUCCUCACGGCCGUGACCAACCCGGAGGAGCGGAUCCCCCGGCCGGGCAUGGAACACAAAGUGCCCCGCACGCCGGAGGACUUCGAGCGCUACUGGCUCGGCUCGCCCGAGUUCGCGGCGCUGCAGGAGGAGAUGGCGCGCUUCGACGCCGAGUUCGCGGACGACGACGGGCACGCCCGGGGCCUCGCGCAGCUGCGGGAGAAGAAGAACUACCGCCAGGCGAGGCACGUCCGGCCGGGCUCGCCGUACACGAUCAGCGUGCUCAUGCAGGUCAGGCAGAACACCAAGCGGGCGUACCAGCGCGUGUGGAACAACCUGUCGGCGACGGCGUCCAACGUGGGCGCCAACCUGAUCCUGGCCCUGAUCAUCGGCAGCAUCUUCUACGGCAACCCGGACGCGACGGCCGGCUUCGACGGCAAGGGCUCCGUGCUGUUCAUGGCCAUCCUGCUGAACGCGCUGACGGCCAUCUCCGAGAUCGAGAGCCUGUACAGCCAGAGGCCGAUCGUCGAGAAGCACGCCUCGUACGCCUUCUACCAUCCGGCCACAGAGGCGGCCGCGGGCAUCGUGGCUGACGUGCCGGUUAAGUUCGCCGCCGCGGUGGUGUUCAAUCUGAUCGUCUAUUUUCUGGCCGGGUUGCGCCGCGAGCCGGCCCAGUUCUUCCUGUACUUUCUGGUGUCGUACGUUGCGACGUUUGUGAUGAGUGCCAUCUUCCGGACGCUCGCGGCCAUCACCAAGACGAUAGCGCAGGCCAUGGCGCUGGCGGGUGUUCUCGUGCUGGCCUUGGUCAUGUACACGGGCUACAUCAUCCCCGUCCCGCAGAUGCACCCCUGGUUCAGCUGGAUCCGGUGGAUCAACCCGAUCUACUACUCCUUCGAGAUCCUCGUCGCCAACGAGUUCCACGGCCGCGAGUUUCCCUGCUCCGCUAUCGUGCCGCCGUACUCGCCCCCCGUCGGCGACUCCUGGAUCUGCGCCAGCCCCGGUGCCGUUGCCGGACGCGCCACCGUCAGCGGCGACGCGUACAUCGCAACCACCUACGGCUACACCUACUCGCACGUCUGGCGCAACUUCGGCGUCCUCAUCGCCUUCCUGGUCGGCUUCACAGCCGUCUACCUUGCCGCCGUCGAGCUCAACUCGUCCGUCACCAGCACGGCCGAGGCGCUGGUUUUCCCGCGGGGCUCUGUUCCCGCGCACUUGGAUCCCAAGCAGCGCAAGAGCAGCGGGGACGAAGAGAAGGCUGACGCUCCCGAGGUCGCUGCCGCCGCUGUUGACCGUGGCUCGCAGGAUCCCGGCAUUGGCGCCAUUGAGCCGCAGAGGGAUGUCUUCACCUGGAAGGACGUCGUGUAUGAGAUCGACGUCAAGGACGGCAAGCGGCGUCUGCUGGACCAUGUGUCUGGAUGGGUCAAGCCCGGCACGCUGACGGCCUUGAUGGGCGCUUCUGGAGCGGGUAAGACCACGCUGCUUGAUGUCCUCGCGCAGCGGACCAGUGUCGGUGUCGUUACGGGUGACAUGCUAGUUAAUGACAGUCCGGUUGGGCCUGAUUUUCAGCGUCAGACUGGCUAUGUGCAGCAGCAAGAUCUUCACCUCGACACGGCAACUGUGAGGGAGAGUCUCCGCUUUAGUGCCAUGCUCCGCCGCCCCAAGUCCGUCAGCAAAAAGGAAAAGUUCGAAUUCGUCGAGGAGGUUAUAAAGAUGCUGGGAAUGGAAGAAUACGCCGACGCGGUCGUCGGCGUCCCCGGCGAAGGUCUGAACGUCGAGCAGCGGAAGCUGCUGACCAUCGGCGUCGAGCUGGUCGCCAAGCCCAAGCUGCUCCUCUUCCUCGACGAGCCCACCAGCGGCCUCGACUCGCAGAGUGCCUGGGCCAUCUGCGUCUUCUUGCGCAAGCUGGCCGAUGCGGGCCAGGCGGUGCUCUGCACGAUCCACCAGCCCAACGCGCUCCUGUUUCAGCAAUUCGACCGCUUGCUGUUCCUUGCCCAGGGCGGCAAGACGGUCUACUUUGGGGACAUCGGCCCCAACUCGCAGUCUCUGCUCGGCUACUUCGCGAAGCACGGCUCUCGGACAUGCGGCGACGACGAGAAUCCUGCCGAGUUCAUGCUCGAGAUCGUCGCCGAGGGCGUCAACCGCGACGGCGAGGACUGGCACUCGGUGUGGAAGGGGAGUCAGGAGUACCAGGACGUCCUCGCGGAGAUCGAGGGGAUCCGCGAGCGAGGCCAGCGUCAGAAGCUCCUCGGAGGGGCUGAUGGUGUCGAUAACGCGGGCGACGCUGGCUCGGAGUUUGCGAUGCCUUUCUAUGCGCAAGUCUGGGCUGUCACGCAGCGCAUCUUUCAGCAGUACUGGCGCAUGCCCGGCUAUGUCCUGUCGAAGUUGGCGUUGGGCACCUUGUCCGGAUUGUUCGUUGGGUUCUCCUUCUUCCAGCCUGGGGUCACGCAGGCCGGCAUGCGGGGCGUCGCGUUUGCCGUCUUCAUGGUCACCACCAUUUUUACGACUCUAGUGCAGCAGAUCCAACCACUCUUCGUCACCCAACGGUCCCUCUACGAAGUCCGCGAGAGGCCCAGCAAGGUCUACUCCUGGAAGGCCUUCCUCAUCGCCAACAUCAUCGUCGAGAUGCCGUACCAGAUCCUGACGGGCAUCCUCGCCUUCGCCAGCUUCUACUACCCCGUCGUCGGCAUCCAGGAGUCGGCGCGACAGGGUCUGGUCCUGCUCUUCAUCAUCCAGCUCUUCAUGUACGCCAGCGCCUUCGCGCACAUGACGAUCGCGGCGCUGCCCGACGCCCAGGCCGCCGCGGGCGUGGUCAUCCUGCUCACCAUGAUGAGCACCAUCUUCAGCGGCGUGCUGCAGACGCGCGCCGCGCUGCCCGGGUUCUGGACCUUCAUGUACUACGUCUCGCCCUUCACCUACUGGAUCUCGGGCAUCGUCUCGACGGCGCUGCACGGGCGGGCCGUCGAGUGCUCGGCCGCGGAGACGCUCUCGUUCAACCCGCCGCCCAACAUGACCUGCGCCGAGUACCUCCAGCCGCUGGCGGGCGUGGCGCAGGGCACGCUGCAGAACCCGUGGGACCGCGAGGCGUGUCGGUACUGCAGCUUCAGCGUGGCCGACCAGUACCUGGCGGGUGUCGACAUCUUCUGGGCCGAUCGGUGGCGGAACUUUGGCAUCAUGUGGGCGUACAUCGUCUUUGACAUCGUCGUUGCUAUCGGCCUCUACUACGUCUUCCGCGUUCGGGGCGGCGGAUUCAUGGGUUUCCGGCGCAUUCGAGGGCUGUUAAAGAGGUUCCAGAAGGAGUAGUGGAAGAGGCACCCAAGGGCCAGAGCUUACCAUUCUAUUUUGCUAGACAGACGCCCAUUCUGGCUGUUGCUUAACAAUGUCCAAGUAGGUAAUCAGUUAUAGACAGGAAGGGUUUCAUAGAUCUGUGAGUAUUUUCCUUAGAAUAGACUAUAUUCUACUCCCUAGUAAUGCAUUAAACUAGCUACAGCUAUAUGUCACAUUUUCGAUGUACGCAUCUGUUGG